AACAUUAAAUAGAAAAAUGUGAUGUUGAUAAACAAGAAUAGACAUCCUACUGCUUCGCUAUGUGAUUGUUGCGUCUCAAUCGAAACUUAAAGACGAGUUUGACAUUUGAUCUUUGGCAAUCGACAUGAAAUCAUUAACGUUAGAGAAAUUUAUACCUUCCUGAGAGUAAAAGCUUAAUUUAGCACAAAACCGAUAUAUUUAUAAAGCAUGGGAUGUCAUGAAUUAUAAUUGGACUAAAACUGCAGUUAAUAAAUAUAAACUGAAUAAGUGAACGAAAAUAAUUUGAUGACUCGCUAAUUGAAUGCCGUGGAAACCAACGUGUGCGCGAUAUUGGAUCAAUUUCUGUUCCAUAAUGAAUUUGUAUAGUAAGAUAAAACUAGUGAUUUUUGUUCAUGUCAAAGGAUACUACUUGUAGAUUGAUCAAUACAAAUGGUGAGGAAAAAUGAGAAGUCAUGCUGAUAAACCUCCCCAUAUUUACAGUUUUACUGUGCUUUGAGUUGACAGAACAAGGGAUUAUCAACAGCGAAAAAUUCAAGGAGACUUCCAGAAGUAUGCAUGAUUUUAAAGGACAUGAUAAAAAAUAUCCUGAAAAUAAAGACACUCAACGACAUAUGCAGAUACACGUUUUAUUCAGCAAUAUAUUAAAUAAAUUUAAGUUACCUUUCCAAAAAACAAUUUAUGAACACAUAGACCGAGAUAAAAGAUCAGUAGAAACCCAGCAUAACAAUACAACUACUAACAAUAUUAAUAAUUCUUCAGAAAGUGAUUUUACUUUAAUAACAACAACAACAGGAAUUCGACAAAUUAUUGUGAAAGCAAUUACGUCAUAUCCGUCAAAGGGAACCAGUUAUAUUGCGUCAGUAACACAAACUGAAAGUAAGAAGACAUGCGACAAUGCAGCAGCAUGUUUAUAUCCUUACGUGUCUUACUUUGCUGGAAUUGUGAUGUUUCUUCUUAUUGUGUACUUGACUAUUGUAUUCGGAAGAUGUGUAUGUGAUGAUUCGUAUUAAGUAAAAUGUAAUAAGUUUGAAAAACAACGAAUUUCUGCAACUGGGAACCAGACGAAAUGUUGCUCUCAUCAAUCUUUUAGUACAAUUGAUAUAUUUGUAUUACCGAUAUCAAUUUAACAUAUCAAUAUAAAGGACUCAUUGUGUU
Messenger RNA from Mytilus trossulus (common blue mussel), 1155 nucleotides. RefSeq lists its product as uncharacterized. The transcript is spliced from 2 exons. The record is from RefSeq and is a predicted model, not a curated record. Bases 453 to 1010 code for a protein of 185 amino acids. NCBI's taxonomy places the organism in Eukaryota, Metazoa, Mollusca, Bivalvia, Mytilida, Mytilidae.